Molecule: messenger RNA, 1020 nt
Organism: Hyaloscypha bicolor E
Lineage: Eukaryota; Fungi; Ascomycota; Leotiomycetes; Helotiales; Hyaloscyphaceae
Exons: 3
Coding region: 136-813 (225 amino acids)
Source: RefSeq, a predicted model, not a curated record
UCCUUGAAGAAAGGAAUAGCAAAAGCGCCUUACCCCACCAUCAUUAUCCCCAAUCUCUCCAUCUCCUCAACAGCGUUGCGGCGACGUCAAUGUCCCCAAGUGGCAUCAACAUAGUCUGUCUUUAUUAGAAGCAACAUGGCUUUCAACACUCACCCUUCCUCGAGAUCCGCACCUCAACCGCCAGAGAACCAGCAGUUCGACAUCGUCGACUGGUAUCCUAAAUUCCAAAGCUGCCAUCGAUACUUCCUCGACCAUGCGCAACACAGCGGGCCCGUCCAAGCUCUAUCAGCCUUCAUCAACAUCCAACUUCCAUACCAGAAACAAGCGAACCCCGUGCUCUCCGCUUCCUCUUCCUCUUCCUCUUCCUCUCCGCGCUCUGCGCGGCCCGAAAUUCCUCACCUCCGCCAACCAAAUCCCUUUGCCCAAGGCCAAAGCGCCGCACACGCACAGAUUGUCUCUCUUAUACCCUACAUACGGCGGCUAGUAGCCACGGGGCACGAUACGCCGGCGGUACUACACGGGUUCUUCGGUGAUGAUUGGGUGAGUGGAAUUGGAGAACUUCACGAGAUCGAACGACGGAACUAUCUCUUCGCAGCAAAGAGCACUAGCUGGAUGAAGGUCAAACAAUCAUACGACAUGUCUCCAGAAGAGACCGUCCCCUUCCUGCGGCCUCUGCGGGAUGCGUCCGAGAAGGAGAUACAAGCUGCGGAAGCAGGGUGGAGUGAAUGGUUGGCUAUGCAGGACUGGAUGCUUGGCCCGAGGGCGCCAGAGACAAUGAACCGUUCAUCCAGGGUGAAGAGAGAACAAGAGUGAUAUCUGACGGGCAUGUGUUAUGAUUAUGAAUAUUGGGAUACCUACCGGGUUGGAGUUGGCUCUGUCUGGAAAUGUUUGCGGGACAAUCGUCCUUCUUGGCAGCGGAAUAAUUGCACAAGUCUCGAGUUCAUAGUACUUUGGUCUCUUGCUCGCAUAGUCCUGCAAAUCCUUGUCGCUUGACAAUUAACAAAGUUCCUUGAAACGCAU